Molecule: messenger RNA, 11070 nt
Organism: Diabrotica virgifera virgifera (western corn rootworm)
Lineage: Eukaryota; Metazoa; Arthropoda; Insecta; Coleoptera; Chrysomelidae
Gene: wkd
Product: TBC1 domain family member whacked
Exons: 8
Coding region: 253-1392 (379 amino acids)
Source: RefSeq, a predicted model, not a curated record
CAACUACCUCUUGUUAUCAACCGCGGCGUACUGUUAUCUUGUGUUAUUCUGCAAUGUUUACCGAAAAACUGAUAAAAGUGGUAACUUUGCUUCAGUUUCACUUAACAAUUCCGUUCAUUUACUAAAAGAAUGCCAUUCGACGUUAUAUAAUUAAAGAAAAGAAAAUCGAAGGCAUCGUAAAAGUGGUGAGAUUUCUCGAAUAGGAACAUAUACAAUUGAAUACAUCGCUUGUAGUGUGUGAAUUUCAACAAAAUGACUUAUAAAAUAGGUGUCGAAAAUGUAUCUCGACCGAUGAUAGCCUUUCCCGCCAACAUGACGUCGGCCGAUACGAUUUCCGUCUGCUCAGAAGCGUCGACGCUCAUAGAUGGCAGCGUCAUUUCGACGGUACCCGAUCGGCACGGGUUCCUGGGAGGCGCGCAGUACUCCCCCGAACCCAGGAACGGCCCUCCCGCCGAAACGGUGCUAAGACGAGAGAGAAAAUGGCUUAAGAUGUUAUCUCAAUGGAGUUUUUAUAUGGAUUCGAAUUAUAGGAAGGUGAAGGAACGCUGCAGGAAAGGAAUCCCCCAAUCGAUGAGGCCUAGAGCAUGGCUUUAUCUGUGCGGAGGAAAAGUAUUAUUAGAAAAGCAACCCGAUAAAUACGAAGAAUGCUUACGAGCCGAAGCGGAUCCUAAAUGUAUAGAUGACAUAAAGAAGGAUAUACACAGACAGUUCCCCUUACAUGAGAUGUUUUCUUCUGAAGAUAAACCAGGUCAGCAAGAAUUGUUUAACGUUCUGAAGGCAUACACAGUCCAUUUCCCCGACAUAGGCUACUGCCAAGCGCAGGCGCCCGUGGCAGCUUUUCUGUUGAUGCACAUGCCUUCAAUCCAAGCGUUUUGGUGUCUAGUGUCGAUAUCUAACAAAUACCUCGAGGAUUACUACUCGCCUUCCAUGGAUGUCGUGAAAAGGGACGGACUCAUUCUAGAAGGUCUUUUGAAGAAAGUAUGUCCUCCAGUGUACAGGCAUUUAAAAAAAGUUAACGCAGAGCCGAUGUUUUAUUGCACCGAAUGGUUUUUAUGUGCGUUUACUAGGACGUUACCGUGGGAUACACUUUUAAGGGUCUGGGAUGUUUUUCUGUGCGAAGGAGUUAAAGUGCUAUUUAAAACCUCGUUAGUCAUACUCAUUGGGUGUUUAGGUACACCGAAAAGUAGGAGACAAUGUCCUGGACUAUGUGAAACAUUAGCUAGGAUACGAAAUCCGCCAGAAAGUAUUUUAGCAGAAGAAAAUUUAAUUUAUAAUAUUAAUAGACUGGAUAUAACUGAAAGAGACUUCCAAGAGCAGCACCAAAAACAAACAAAGCGAUUAAGAAUUGAAGAAGCUAAUGCCAAAGCGGCCGCCGAAGACAAACUAAGGUAAUAUUUCCCAAAUGUUGGUUUCGGCAACCAAGUCGUCGUCAGUAUUUAUUGUCGUUUGGUGGAAAAUCGACAAAAACACAGAAUCGUACCUAUAUCUACUUACAGAUUUAUUUAAGAGAGAAUAUUUGUAAUUUACAAGUGAUAAUAUAUUUUUAACAAUAAAUUCUUCGCUUAGUCAUAGGAAGACUCAAAGAAAAUUGCUACAAUGUUUGAUACUCUUUUGCAUCUAUUUUGAAAAAUUACAAAAAAAAACUUUUUGAAUUGAGAAUAAAAAUUUAUUUUGUUGUUGUGAAAACUAUUCUUUACUUUAUUUUAUUGUAAUAUUUUCGCCGGUAAUGGAUCACUUAACUCAGACGUCACACGAGGGAUGAACAACAGAUCAGAUCUUUCACAACAAAUGUAUAUUAUUAACAUUUUAAAUUCAUUUUUAAGUGCUCUAGCGUGACAGCAUGUGAAAAAUGUGACUAGUGUCUUUUUGGUUUUAGUUUGUUGGGUUUCUCUAUAACUUUUAACCAAAGAGUGUUCAAAAAAUGGUUCAAAGCAUACAUAUUACAAUAUCUUCUUCAAUAAUGAUUCUGGUAGGGUAUAAAAUGCAAAGAAUCAUAUAUAAUAUAAAGUGUGUUCUUGGGUUAUGCAAAUUAUUUGGAUAAACACUUUCUCAAAAACUUCUUGGCAUGUUUUUGCUAAUUUAAUUGGAAAUGUAUAUUGGUUGUUUCGUUCUCGUGUGACGUCAUGGAUAUAGUAGUUCAUUUGGUUCUAGUCGAUGUUUCGGGACCAACGCAGAAGUGUAACCAAAUCCAGUAUUUUGUUAAUUCCAUUGCUCUUAAGAUAAAGACGUACAUGAAAACUGUUAAAAUUUGUCGAUUAAGUCCAAAUAUUCCUUACAUUAUUUAAUAGUUAGUCCAGCAGUUGAGUUUAUUUUUCAGUAUAUUUAAUAAAUAUACUGGGUGGGCCAAAGAAAACAGUCCACCUCGAUAUUUGGCAGUAGUUAUUAGAUUUUAAAGAAAUGCCGAAACAGGUCAAUUUUAAUUUUUAAAUUACAAUUUUUUGAUACCUAUAUAUUUCAUACUAGUGACGUCAUCCAUCUUGAUGUGAUGACGUAAUCGAUGAUUUUUUUUAAAUAGGAAUAGGGUUCGUGUGGUAGGUCAUUUGCAAGGGAGUUCAAUUCUCUAUUCAGUAAUAUAAACAUUAAUACCAUUAUUGAUACAGGGUGACCAAAAAAAUAGUUUUUGAAUUAAAUUAAUUGACGCAAAAAGAAGAAUGUAUGAAUUUAUUUAACACAAAAUACAUUCUUUUGCUGUCAGAAAAUAAAAAAAAAUGUUUAUUUGAUAAAUAAACAUUGCUUUUCGCUUAACUGCUAAGAGGUAGGUGGAAGGCUGUUUGUGAUUUAAUUUAAGCGAAAAGAAAAGUUUAUUUGUGAAAUAAACAUUUUUUUCUAUUUUCUGACAGCAGUACAAUGUAUUUUGAGUUAAAUAAAUUACAUACAUUCUUCUUUUUGCGUCAAUUAAUUUAAUUCAAAAAAAAUGUUUUGGUCACCCUGUAUAAAUAAUGAUAUUAAUGUUUAUAUUACUGAAUAAAGAAUUGACCACCCUGUCAAAUGAGCUACCACACGACCCCUAUUCCCAUUUAAAAAAAUCAUCGAUUACGUCAUCACGUUUAGAUGUAUGACGUCACUAGUAUGAAAUACUACUGCCAAAUAUCGAGGUGACUGCCUUCUUUGGCCCACCCUGUAUAUUAGAGCUGUCAGUAGAUACAGCACAACUCCCUCUCUGACUUCGCAAGCCAGAUGUCACAAACCGUGUCGUCUAGCUAGAAUGUACUGAGGCGUUGUUAAAAAGAACGGGAAACUGUUGAAUGAAUCAACAAAAUGAGAACAAGCCUUCGAAAAACAACUGAAAACUUCGAUUUGUUAAUCCGCGGUUGUCGCUCCUCUUAGCAAUCGUCGCGCAAAGUCUGUGAGAUCCAAGCUUUGCAAAUUAAUAGUUUUAUUAUAUAUUAAUAUUUCUUCUAAAAAUUGUGUAUUUCGUAUUUUAUCGCAAUUUAAACAAAGUAACAUUUAAAUAUUGCUGUUAUAGAUUAUUGUUCCAAAUUAAAACGCUGUACAGUGUGGUGUUUUACAUAAAAAGGUAGCCAAAAAUGGAACUGGCCAGGUAACUGGAUAUGACGUCGUGUGGCACCACCCCCACCGCAAAUAGUAACACGGUUUGGCUGCGUUUAAUUGUAAGAUUUUGCUAUACUUUUUGUAGUAGGAAUUUUAGAGAACUAUCUGUAAGGGGUCAGAAAUCACUGUGGAUUUAUAAGAAAUUAAUUUAUAAUAUGUUCUAAUCUGUUUUAAAUCUGUUUGAAUGUGUGGGUCUAUCUUAAGAGCAAUGAUUUACACUAAGUUUGUUGAGAAAUAUAGCUUUAUUCAUGAAAAUUGGAUAAAAACUAUCAUACAGAAAAUAGCACAACGCUUAAUGAAUUCAUUUCUAAUUUUUUUUAUUUGUCGUCGUAGUUCUUUGCAAAUUAUGGCAUAAGGAACUUAAAGUCCUUCUAAAGUAACAGUUAUAUUAAAUAAAGAGUUAUUAAAUUGUUAUAAGAAGUGUACAUGAAAUUUAAAGGCUUUAAUGUACGUAAUUGAGUCACAGGCAUACUUCAGUGUAAUCUAAGACUCAGAUCUACUGUACCAGAAAUGACAUUGUGCCAUAAUACAGGAACAUCACUACAAUUCAGGAAACUUCUGUUAGAAGUUAUUAAUAAAUAAAUCAUGGACUAAAACCCUAUUUUUCGAAUUGUAUAAACUGUUUUGACGUGUCAUUUGGUUAUCGUGUAAUUUGGCUUCUCUCUUCUAUUUAAACUGGAACAAAAACCUACAAGAUUUCUCCAAAACCUAUAAUUUCCCAUACUUUGAUCAAAAAAAUCGAUCGUUGCGGCGUUUGGAGGCCGUCCACAAUGGACAGCCUAAGUCUGACGUCACAAAUGUCACAAAAUUGGGAGGAGCUUAUAUUGACUCUAAAGAAUUUUGUUUGUAACGUUAAAUGGUCAUAAGGAAUUUUUCAUUUACGUGCUUUGUGUGGCAAAAUAAGACUUCAUUUAAGUAUUUCGUUAAAGAAACGUGUUAAGAGAUUUUUAUUCGGUUUUGGUCAGGUGGUUUUUAUUCCUUAGUGGUUGGAAAUAAACAUAACCUCAAAACUGUUUACGUUCUAAUCAUUGCAUUAAAUUAACUCACCUGGGCAAAAACGAAUAAAAAUCUCUUAAUUGACACGUUUCUUUAACUAAAUACCUAAAUGAAAAGUCUUAUUGUGUCAUACAAACCACGUAAACAAUAAAUUAAAAAUUCCUUAUGAGUGUUUAACAUUAUAAACAAAAUUGUUUGGAGUCAAAUAUAAGCUCCACCCAAUUUUGUGACGUCAAGACUUAGGAUGUCGAUUACUACUGUACCACUUCCACAAGAUGGUGACUGUAGACGUUUUUUGACAUUUAGCAUAUUCCUGGCUUGCCGAUUAGUCAAACGUUUUAUUUCUCUGCUAUCUUUUGAGCGUAACCUCUGUGGCCUGUACAGAGGAAUAACAAUUAAGUGAUUAUUAGCACUCAUAACGUCUAAGUAACCAAUGAAACGCCUGUAACAUGUACUUGAUUUAUACCUUGAGGCAGUGGCGGCUGGUCAGAGGAGGCAAGGGAGGCUUAGCCUCCCCAUAAAUUUUUUACUUUGUUAUUGCAUACACUACACUGUUUUGUUUACUUUGUUAUUUUGCUUGGCGUUAGAGAUAUCGCAAAAAGUUAUUUGAACAAGUUGUUCCAAAUAAUAUUCUAACCCCACAUACCAAAUUUCAGCACAAAAUUCGUACUUUUAGUUUUUUCAUUAUUUGUAGUCGGGAUCCUAAAAUCGCAGAGGAGGCUGCUGGCCGGAAAAUCUCACUUGCCAAUGCUCCGCGUAGCCCAGAGCGAGCGUUAAGGAUGGUUUAAGGAGACCCGGUCUCCUUAGGAGCUGCAUCGCUUAACGCACACGCUGCCCGGAGAUCGGGCAAGUGAGAUUUUACGGCCAGCAGCCUCCUCUGCGGAUUUUAGGAUCCUGACUACAAAUAAUGAAAAACUAAAAGUGCGAAUUUUGUGAUGAAAUUUGGUAUGUGGGAUUAGAAUAAUAUUUGGAACAACUUGUUUAAAUAACUUUUUCCGAUAUCUGUAAUGCAAAGCAAAAUAUCGGGAAGUUACCUUGUUUUUGGAUUCGCAGAGUAAGCCGCUUUAAGAAUUAAAAAAAAAUCAGUUGAGUAUCAUCUUAAACAAUGUGAACUUUCAACCUGUAUGGACUGCAAAACUUCAAAUCUGUAUUUAUUUUGAUAUGCAUAUCUACUUACAGAGAUAGAAUUGUUAACAAAUAAACGACACAAACUGGUAAUACACUUUUACAAUUAUACUAACUAUUUUUAAAAUGAUAUGAUAUUAUGAAAUUAUGAAUUAUGAUGAUAUAAAAUGUAAAUAAAAAAUGGUCAUAAAAAUGGGGCCUUAAAUUAGAUUUUUUUGGCGGAUUUUUUUUGCUAGUGCAAAUUUGUCUAGAUAUUUUACAGUUAGGUAUAGCCUCCCCUAUUGUAAACAUCACGAGCCGCCACUGCCUUGAGGACCUUCAAAUAAUAUAAAAGUAGUCUUUGGUACAAAUAAAGAUUUUUCACUUAAAAUAUUUAGAAGAGCAUCGCAAUAACUUGGUAUUUUCAACCUUUUCUUGCAUUAAUGUCUAAUAUACGGUGCUAAAAUCCACACACGAGUUAAUAUUCGUACAAAGUGAGAGCUACAAUUUUUCUUUUUGCUAUAUAUUGUUGGGAACUUAUUUGCACACAUGGUUUUUAUCUAAUUUUGCUUCAAUUUCACCUAAUCUUCAAUGACAAACUUUAUAUAGCAUUUACUGUGUGAAUACAACAGAAUCAAUGACUCUAGUGUUUUUCUAUGACCUUGAGAAAGUCAAGCAAAUUUAUUGUGUUGUAGUCUACGAGAAAUCCUGAUAUGUCGUUUUUUUUCAAUAGGUUUGUUCCAACAUACAAUUUUUGUACGGUCCAAAAAUCAUCACGAAACUGCUUGUACCGUUUUUAUGCGCAGGUCAGCCCAACGAGUACUUGCGUUUAUCCUUAUACUGAAAUGAUCGUGACGAAAGUUUCACUGGCCGAUCACAAUUUUUGUUGGAACACACGGAAGGACGAUGCGAUGAACGAUCAUCUGUUUGUUGGAACAUAUUUUGUUUACUGCGCAAGAGCGUGAUCAUUACAUGGUGGUUUUUCGUUGUGUUGGAACAAACCUAUUAAGAGCGCAGAAUCAGUUCGCUACUUUUAAAAAAAAUUCAGACGAGGAUACUAAAUGCCAGAUACAUAAUUUGCGACGGCUGCAGUAUCGAAUUCACAGGCAUGCUCGUCAGUAUGUAAACAUUAACAGUGCAGUGCGGUUAUAUUUUUGAUACAGUAAUCUGACGAUAGUAAUCUUGCAAAAUAUAGAGAAGCGUUUAAACAAUUGAUCGCCAACCUUCGUUAGAAGACGGCACAAAAAGAAAAAGAAGAAUCUGGCGAUGCUGUAUCCCAUAGACAGGGAUUUGGAUGUACCAAACAAAUGAAUUUGUCAUUAUCAAAUACAGCACGCUCCAUUACUUAACACAGUAUAAUUCAAAGAACACCUUUUUUCCUUUCGUUGCUCAUUCACAAGUAUUCGACAGAAAAUCAUGCGUCUAUGGAAUGUGGUGCAAAAGUAUCCUCGUCUAAAAGCACUCAUUUGACGUAAUGUUUCUUUUGCAUCUGCAUACACAUUCAGUCGCCGGUGACAGGAAGGUCCGAGAUACAGAAUUCGGAAUCUAGUUUACUGUAUGCGUCGUGCGUCCUGUGUGAAAAGCUCCAUUUAUGUAAUAUCUGCAUCUCGGAUACAGUAUCCUCGUCUGAAAAGGCUCUAAAGGCAGCAAAGGUCUUCUAGAGGGAACACUAGCGUUUGUUGAGUUUCAUUUUGUCAACUUACGUGCAAUUUUUCUUAUAUAUUUAUAUUUUUUAUGAAUGAAGCACCUGAGAAGAAAUCGUAACGUACACAUUAGUAGGUACAUAUAUUUUAUAUACCAAAUGCUUACCUAGUAGGUAGCUUUUGUUUUUUUACGGGAUCACUGCAAUGUUUUGUAACAUUUUUCACGUUUGUGGGACAAAAAAUAUAUUUAGCUGAUUCUUGAAUAAAACUGUACCGAUAGGAUCAAAAUGUGCUUAAAUUGGUUUCGUUGUUUAGAAAAUGCCAAAAAUUGUUUAAAUUAGUGUUUUGUUAUGGAAAAUUGAGUUUUUAGAUGUGAAGAAACAAAAAUUUGAGGAUUUUUGUAUAUUUAUUGAUGUUUAAAAUCGGGACAUCUUAGUUUUGAUCCUGGAUUAGGCAAUAUAUCAAUUAAUUAUCCUUUUAUAUCCAAAUAUAAAAUUCAUAAUAUUAAACCGCAGCUCAAAUAACUGUUCCUGAUAUUAUUCACUCGGCUGUGAUUUACAUCCUGUGGAAAAUCCUUCAGGAAAAUCUUUAACGCUAAAAUGAAAACAUCUAAACUAAAUUUCAAUCAGACGUGCACUGCAUGUAAACAACGAUUUUAGUUGUUAAAGGUGUUCAAAAUUUAUCUACUCGUUCCAUAGUAACAGUAUAUUAUUAAUGUUGUUCUGAAGCUAUUUCCUUGUGGCAUUUUUAUAAUUACGUAUUUUUUAUGGGAAAUAAGCCUUGUAUUUUGUAUUUUGACAACGAAACCCGAUUUGGGCUUCGAAACGUUAAUAAAUUAAUUUUUUAUAAAAUUGUGGCUUAUUUCCCAUAAAAAAUACGUAAGUAUAUUAUUAAAAUCACCUUUUGCUCUUUCCUCGAUUAUUAGUUUUUAUUGUAUAGUAUAUAAAUUUUUGUAAUCACUGAAUACGUAGAUAGUGAAAAAAUAAUCCGAUUAAUUAAAUUAAUGAAUAAUUUACGCGAUUAUACAAGUAACUGUUAUCCAAAAAUAUUCAAAAACAACGGAAUAUCCAUCCCGUUUGUUGUAGAUGACGAGAUCGCUGUCAACUGCUGUUUACAUCUAGUGCAUAGCUUAUGCGAAUAAACUGUAGUGUGUAUAUUAAUAAUAACAGCAUUCACAGUUGUUUUUGUGACUCAGGCCAGUAAAACAAACAUAUCUUUACCUUAAAUAUUUUUUUUUAAUAUUGUUUGUAAGAAGUUUGUAAUAAGUUUGAAGGAAAUAUUAUUUGUUCAAGAAUCAAAUACUAUUUUUUGGUUCCCACUGUUCGCCAACAUUUGUAUAUCUCACACCGAAAGUUGUUGAAAUAAUUAUCUACUGUAUGGUUUAUUAUUUGCAAUUUUUCGCUAAACACAAGACUUUCGAUUGUAAGUCAAAUUGGUAAUCAAUCUUUGACGGUACAGAGUUACUGAAAGUAUUAAAAAAAAUACUGUAGUUGGUCAAUAAGAGAUUUUAUUCAACUUUUUCAAAAAUGUUUUUGGUUUAAACCUAAUACGCUAGUAAUAGUACUAAAUAUUCCGCAUUUGUACCCAUAUUUUUAAGAAACUACAAUCAAAAACGCUAAAGUUGUGUCUUAACGGAGGAUUUAAAUUAUGAUACAAGUUAUGUACUGAGCAUACAGGGUUGCCAGAUUGGGGUAUUUUCCCACAACUUUGGGGUAAUUUGAAAGCGUCUAGGGGAAUUUUUCUAAGCAGAAAUAGUUGGGGGAUUUUAUGUGGAAUUAUAAGGGGUUAUGGUGAAUUAAAUUUGCGAGUGUACAUAGAACUGUAAAUUAUACUCUCAUAUAAUCGAAGACGAUAGGGCGCCCUCUGUUGAUAAGUAGUAUAAUUUUGGUUUACUGUUCGUUACAUAUGACUACUAAUUUAUUAAAAUACGACAUAAAAUUUAAAUUUGGCGAAGUUGAGCUUCAAUUUGAGGGAAUUUCAGUUUCUAAGUGGGGGAUUUAUAAAAUCACAUCUGGCAACUCUGACCUCAUAUAUUAUCAUCGACAUGACAUACAAUAGAAAAGGGGGCCAUAAAUACGGAAUAUGCAGCUCUUUGUGUACUACAAUUUUACGGCCAAUUUUUCAAUACAAUCAAGAUGAUAGUUCCUCUUGUUGGGGUUUUAUAAUGCAUUUUGAUGUUCCAAUAUACUCUAAACCGGUACUUUUUAGAAUGUAUGAUCGGUAAACUAGCAUCUUGAAAAACACCUCCAUUCAUAAAAACCUAAAUGUUUAUUAUGUUUUCAUACUACCAGUUUGUACCUACGGCUUGGAGGCACUACAAAAUAAAAAUAGAAAUUCUUGGAAUGUCACUGAGAGACAAGAUUAGAAACACCGAGGUAAUACGUAGAACGAAGAUCAGGGAUAAAUCAUGGAAGAAAUUACAAAAAUGAAAUGACUCUGAGCCAGUCACAUAGCCAGAUAUAAUGAUAACAGGUGAGCACAAAGAAUCCUAGAAUAGAGACCAAGGAGGACUAGAAGAAGCAUGGGAAGACCUUCGAAGAGAAGGGUAAAUGACAUAACAGCAGAAGCCAGCUAACAGUGGAUUAUUGAAAGAUGGAUGCAAUUGGGAGAUAUACCUAUGUACAUUCAGAAGUGGAGGGAAAAUGGUUGACGAAGAGAGAGACCUGGUGUGAGCAACGGAUCUUUAGGUAAUCUAAUUCCUCGACGAAAUGUUAACCAAAAAUAAUUGCAAAUCGGAAACGAUUGUAUAUUAUUACAUUUAAGGGAGGUUUACAUAAGCUGCCUAUACUCAUAAUUUAGUAUCGCACAUUAAAAAGAAGUAUUGGCAUUGGAAAAGUUGUGUGGUAUUAAGGAAUCCGCAUUUUGUACCAAUUCUUUGUUUCCAAUUUAGCAACUCUGUUAGAAGUUAGAUAAAAUGUAAUAUAUUGUUAAGUUGUUGCGGAGCAUAUUUAAAUAUUUCCUGUACAAACAUUGAAGAAAAAAAUCUUCUGUGUAAAAGGUAUAUUUAUUUGAAAACCCCAAUAAGGUGCUACAUUAAAAAACGGAACGUUUUCGCUCUAAAGAGAGCAUCAUCAGUGUUCUGUGCAAGCUCUACAUGCUAAACCACCAAAAAUACAUGGGAUAAAACCCUUAAAGUCUUACAUUGACAUGUAUACUAAAUCCUGACGAUGGAUGAAAUUUAAAGAGAUACCUCAAAGCAUUAUAUGAUUAAUCCGCGAAGCAUGUGGGUGGUCGAGUCGAUUUCUCUGUGUUUACAAAGAGAAAGGUGAAAGCCAACUCAUUAUUGGGGUUUUCUUAUAGGUAUAUAUACCUUUUACACAGAUUUUUUUCUUUAAUUUUUGUAAUUAAUGGUAUACAGCCAGCUACAGGAAAUUUUUUCUUUAUGGAUUUCCUUUGCAUCAUCAACAGAAUGAUACCAAUUUUGACUUAUCAAAACUUACAAAAAAAACAUUUUUUAGUUGCAUUUUUUCAAUGUUUUGAUAUUAUUUUAUGAUUCUCAACUAUGUCAAAAGCUUUCCUCUAUCAUUUUAGUUUACUUUUGACACCGUGGUAUAAUUAUGGCAUCUUGUUUCUUAGUUUAGCUAGUAUGUUUUUAUUCGUUUUAUUUUGCACCCCAAUUGCUAUUGUAUAUUUUUAUUCCGCACCGCGUUCUUUAAGUUGUAUAUUUAUGUUUGGUUAACAAUUUUCAGGUGUGUGAGAUUUUCUUAUUUGUAUAGUCAGAAAUUAACUCUAGUUAUUAUUUGUAAAAUAAUUUAAUAUAUAUUUGAAAGAUAAA